AUGGAUGAAGAAUUCUUUGACUAUGCAAUCGAAGGCACAACACUCAGAGAACUGUUUGAGCAUGAUUCUUCCAAAAGAGUCGUUGUUCUAGACAGGUCAGCCAACUAUGGCACUACCUAUUCCUCACUCUCCGCUCUUCAAUAUAGUCCUUACGUUUCAGAUUUCAGAGUGUUGAAAGAUAGGCUUAAAGGAGUUAAAUGUAAAAUUAGAAUAGAGUCGCUCCCAUUUUUGCUAGGAAGUAAGGAUAAAGCAGUGCAGCAAUUCAAACAUACGGUAUUUGGCAGUGAAAUAGAGUAUGUUGAAAUCAAUGAGAUAUAUUUAUUUUCAAGCUCCUUUUUUAAAAUUCCCACAUCAAAAAAUGACAUCGUGGCACUAGGCCUGUCAAAGACUGAUAUGUUUUAUCUUUACAAGUCAAUAAAAAACCAUGAUCUUGGCAUUUUAAGGACGAGGUUUUCCGACAAAUCACAUCCAAUAUACAGGGCGCUUGUUGAGCUUGAAGUUUUCGGUCCCCAAGACUUUAGGAAAUACUGUGAAAACUUUGGAAGCACGCUCUUCUUGUAUCCUGCCUAUGGAUUGAGUGAAAUUUCCGAAUCUGUGUGCAUGUCAAAUGCAUUCAAGGGUGCAACAUAUGUUUUAAAUAAAAAUCUAGACUACACUGUAGAUAACUCUAGGGAGUACAGUCAUCGGUUUACGUGUGAUCUAGGAGUUAUCCAUGCAAAGGAGUACUUAAAGCAGGACUUGAGAAGAAAACCAUAUCACAUUCGUGUUAUUCUGACACAGAAGCAAAAGUUCACAGGGAAUUUCCUAGGUUUUAUCGAAAGACCGUUUGAUUUUGUGGUAACCGGCAACGAAGAAAUACACCUAAGCUCGAAGUACACAAGGAUAAUUGGAAUUAAUUGCCUGGCAAAUGUGUGUGACGAAGGCCUUCAGCUGCUCUACUUCAUAAAUGAACAUAACAAUGUCACUAAUUAUGAGGUUGAGAGUCUAUCGAUAUAUGAGAAAGACAUACUUUUGGACAUAUCGUAUAAAACAGUCUAUGAUAUUGAGCAGUUUAAGGUAAAAUAA
Messenger RNA from Vittaforma corneae ATCC 50505, 1065 nucleotides. RefSeq lists its product as uncharacterized. Gene Ontology annotation, cellular component: nucleus; cytosol; cytoplasm. The transcript has a single exon. The coding region runs from base 1 to 1065 and encodes 354 amino acids. NCBI's taxonomy places the organism in Eukaryota, Fungi, Microsporidia, Nosematidae. Gene Ontology annotation, molecular function: GDP-dissociation inhibitor activity. Gene Ontology annotation, biological process: small GTPase-mediated signal transduction; protein geranylgeranylation; vesicle-mediated transport. The record is from RefSeq and is a predicted model, not a curated record.